Messenger RNA from Chroicocephalus ridibundus (black-headed gull), 3880 nucleotides. RefSeq names its product pyroglutamylated RFamide peptide receptor (gene QRFPR). The transcript has 6 exons. Gene Ontology annotation, cellular component: plasma membrane. Lineage: Eukaryota; Metazoa; Chordata; Aves; Charadriiformes; Laridae. Gene Ontology annotation, biological process: G protein-coupled receptor signaling pathway; cellular response to hormone stimulus. The coding region runs from base 242 to 1540 and encodes 432 amino acids. Gene Ontology annotation, molecular function: neuropeptide Y receptor activity; peptide binding. The record is from RefSeq and is a predicted model, not a curated record.
CCGCCUCGAAGUUUGUCGGCUGGCGGAGCUGGUCGCGCUGUCGCUGCCCCGGUCCCCUCCCGUGGGGCUGGUCCCGGCUCUGCGCCCACCCUGCCUCCGCUUCUCUGCGCCGGGUCCGGUCCGGUUCCUUCGCCGCGCGCCCCGGUAUGAGCGGCGGGGCGGGGAUGGCGGGGCGUGGGCGGUGGCGGCGCCGCCGCCGCUGAGGGGGCUCGACGUGGGGGGGAGCGGGGAGGACGGCGCCAUGCGGUCCCUGAACAUCACCCCGGAGCAGUUCGCGCAGCUCCUGCGGGACAACAACGUGACGCGGGAGCAGUUCAUCGCCCUCUACGGGCUGCAGCCGCUGGUGUACAUCCCGGAGCUGCCGGGGCGCACCAAGGUAGCCUUCGUCCUCAUCUGCGUGCUCAUCUUCGCCCUGGCGCUCUUCGGCAACUGCCUGGUGCUCUACGUGGUGACCCGCAGCAAAGCCAUGAGGACCGUCACCAACAUCUUCAUCUGCUCCCUGGCGCUCAGCGACCUCCUCAUCGCCUUCUUCUGCGUCCCCUUCACCAUGCUGCAGAACAUCUCCUCCAACUGGCUCGGAGGUGCCUUCGCUUGCAAGAUGGUACCGUUUGUUCAAUCCACUGCUAUUGUAACUGAGAUUCUUACAAUGACCUGCAUUGCUGUGGAAAGACACCAGGGAAUUGUGCAUCCACUAAAAAUGAAAUGGCAGUACACCAAUAAAAGAGCUUUCACGAUGCUUGGUAUAGUCUGGUUGCUGGCAGUUAUUGUUGGGUCACCUAUGUGGCAUGUGCAACGGCUUGAGGUUAAAUAUGACUUUCUGUAUGAAAAAGUGUAUGUUUGUUGCUUGGAAGAAUGGGCCAGUCCGAUUUAUCAGAAGAUAUAUACGACCUUUAUUCUUGUUAUACUCUUCCUUCUUCCGUUGAUGUUGAUGCUUUUUUUGUACACUAAAAUUGGCUAUGAACUCUGGAUUAAGAAACGAGUGGGAGAUGCUUCAGUUCUUCAAACCAUUCAUGGGAGUGAAAUGUCAAAAAUAUCAAGGAAGAAGAAGCGAGCAAUUGUUAUGAUGGUCACAGUGGUGUUUCUCUUUGCAGUCUGUUGGGCCCCUUUCCAUGUGAUUCACAUGAUGAUAGAAUACAGUAAUUUUGAAAAGGAGUAUGAUGAUGUGACAGUCAAAAUGAUCUUUGCAAUUGUCCAGAUUAUUGGAUUCUUCAAUUCCAUUUGCAACCCUAUUGUGUAUGCCUUCAUGAACGAAAACUUCAAGAAAAAUUUUUUGUCUGCCAUCUGCUUCUGCAUUGUCAAAGAAAAUGCAUCACCAACCAGGCAACUUGGGAACUCGGGGAUUACUAUGAGGCGGCAAAAGGCAAGCGUUUCUCAAAGAGAUCCCAUUGACUCGGACGAAGCCAGGAGGGAGGCAUUCAGCGAUGGCAACAUUGAAGUCAAGUUCUGUGAUCAGCCAUCUUCAAAAAGGAAUUUGAAAAGGCACCUUGCUUUAUUCAGCUCUGAGCUUACUGUGCAUUCUGCAUUAGGAAAUGAACAGUAGCAUCACAAAGGUUUUGAGAAUGGGAAAAACAUUCUCUUUUAUGAUAACUUUGAAUAAGCCAUUUAAAAUAGUUUUCUACUUUGCUUGCUGAAAUGAGGGGGAAAAUAUUUUGUGAAUUAUUAUAAUGUUGGAUUAACGGUUGAGAAAAUGUAAUAUAUUUUAUUAAGGAUGAGGAGCGAAACUUUGGAAAACAAUAUUAUUGUAUGAUUUCCAGGGGGGAAAAAAAAUAAAAUUAUUUCCUAGAUAAUUUAGGGCUUGUUUGCCCUCUGCCUUAGGUAAACCGAACAACUGUUGCUUUCUCUGUUUAUUCAAUAUCUGGAUGCUGGUACACUGUUGGACCAUACACAGCUGAAUGCCUGAAGACAGGAACUAUGGAGAGAGUGCACGCUUUUUUUUUUGGGACAACUUGGAAAUCUGACGGGUCUAAUAUUGUAACAUCUGCUCUCUGUAGCUCUGAGGACCGAGGAGCUUCAGAUCUUCUGAGUUCAGGAAAAAUGCAGACUGAGAUGCAAUUCUAUUUCGGGGGGGGGGAAAGAAAGAGCCAUACAUGAAAGAGCCAGCCAGAAAUUGACUCUGAAGAGAUUAAGAUUUCAACAUUGCAUGCAUGUUCAGAUUUUGUUACCAGGAAGCAUAUUAGAAAUUAACAAUGCAUGCAUAAUUAAUGUGCUGGUUUUACAGGUUAACUCCUAGGUACAAAUUUAAAUGCCAGUGUACUGCCCUAUAAAAUGCAUUGUUCUACUGAAAAAUGUAGAAGCUGAAAAAGUUCUGCACAAGACUGGGCAGAUGCUGGAGGUGUAGUCUAUAGAGCAAGUACUGAGUUUAAUUUAACAGUCAUCCUUGGAUAUAUGACUUACGGGUUGAAAGUGCGGUGUUGCCAUUUUCUGGAGGGAUACAAGGGCCAGAUCCAGAGCCUGCUGGGACUCUACAGAAGACUUUCAAUUCAAUAUCACCGUCUUUUGACCAGACGCUUUUCUGAAGACAUGGACAAAUUUUUCUGUCUCUCCAUCAUCUUCAAGGUGGAUUUAUUACUGUCUAAGAUCAGGGCCAGUGUUGGGUUUUGUUUUUUUUUUUUUUUUAGGCUUCACAGUAAAUUACAGGGUUGAAAUCCAUAUAAACUCGAAAAAUUUUUGCUCUUAGUAGGUCAAACUGAAAAAUCGUAAAAGGAUGCUUAUAAAUGUGGGACUGGGGAAAAAGUGUGAUCUAGAACGGUACUCUGUGAUCUGAGCCCAUACACGAGGCUUUGAAAUGCGUAAUGUGCAACUCCAGCUGAGGCUAGGUUGGAUCCUUUAACAGUCUGUGAAAUGUCGGUGCUCUCUUCUUGCCUCACCUGCAGGGCCUUGGUGCUCCCUUGGCAGUAAAUUUUAGGAUUCGUUUACAUUGCUGCUUUACGCUUCAUUGUAAAUGAGAACUUAGUCUAAAUUGUCUUAGUAUAAGUUGGAAGUAAUCUCAUUCUUCUUUAAUGUUUACAAAUUUCCAUUGGAUAAGGCAUUCUGAUGCUCAUUUGUGACGUACUCUUUCUUUACAUAUAUAUUAUUUGUAUUGUAUGUGAUAUGCUCCCAUGCAAUGACAGGGGAAGAUUCCUGACUUGUCCUGACAGCGAGGAAUUAAGAGCACUCCUAUCUACAUAAACGUUAUGUAUUAGAUAAAAUAACAAUUUUGGAGAGCUGUGUCUGGGUAAAACAACACGAGUGAGAUCAGGUUCUGCUUUAGACAAUCGUGCAGACGUGGUUCUGUGCAUUACCUUUGAAAAAUGCCGUAAGCAACAGCAACAAUAUUUGCCUGCCAUUACAACUGUGACUUCCUUUGAAGACUAUUUCUGUCUUAGCUUGUCUUUCAUUUUUGUAGACAGGAGUCUUGAACUAAAAGUUUUCUGCCCUGAAGAACAGGGGCUGGCGGUGGUUUAUUAUCUUAGUUUUAUUCAGUUGGUGUGAAGUUUAUCUGUCUGGUGAUGAGAACACUGUGUUUUGACAGAUCCUGUAACUGAAAAACAAUUUAUUUAAGUGUUUUAUUUAUUUGCACUGCUAACUUCAGUGACAUAUUUCAACAAAUAUUUAACAAGAACUUCCAAGUAUUUGAUGGUUUUGUUUUGUCUUAUCUGUUUCUUCUAUUGUCUCAUAAAAUGUUAUGUCAAUGAGUAACUGCUGUAGUAUUGUGUUAAUUUUUUCAUUAAAAUUCCUUUUUGGCAUUGCUGGGGGUGUUUUGCACUGGGACCAUCUGCUAUAAAUUUCAUUCUUUGAGUCUGUCUUUGCUUAAAGAUUAAUGUAAGCUUAUAUGUGCUUUUUAGUGAUUAAAUUCCAGUUCUGUUACAAGCACCAGCUGUUAACUGUAAUCCUGAGAUGC